CCGCAUGCUCCAUAGAGAGACGAAAAACGAAGGGUUUUUCUUAUUAUUCCACCCCUAAUACGAUCCUUUAUUAUUCGCCGCCCUUCUCACCGGCUCAGCCCGCCUUCUCACCGGUCGAGAAAGAAUGAAACCCACACUACCACAGCAACAACAGGCAACGCGGCAAGAAACAAAAACGCAGCCCGAGUACAACUGAUCAGCUAUCGAAUUUUUUUUUUUCCCCCUUCCCAAACUGGCGGGGCAAAAGGGGGAGGAGACAAAAACCCCUCCCGAUGUCGCCUCCCCCCCUCCGACUCCGCCUCCGUCCCUUCCGACCAAUCACCAUUGACGGCGUCUCUUUUUUUUUUUUUUCCCCCUCCUGCUCCACCCCGCGGGGCGUGAGAGGGCGGCGCCCGCGGCGGUGAACAGACGUGGGGACCGCGCCGCUCCUCGCCUCAGUCCGAGCGUGGCCGGAGCAUGAGAGGUACCUCCGGUGCGUUGCAGGCAACCCACGCCGGAGGACAAGGAGGCCAGCCCGGCCGGAGGGCAGCAGCAGCAGCCGCCGCCGCUGCAGCGGCGGCCCCAUGUCCCGCAAGGCCAAUGUGGAAUACACGCUGCGGAGCCUGAGCAACCUGAUGGGGGAGAAGCGGCGCCGGCCGCCGCCGCCUCCUCCUGCUCCGCCGCCGCCCUCCAGGCGCAAAGGCUCGGCCAGCCUGGGCGAACGGAGCCUGAUCGCCGCCGCCGAGUCUUGCUCCAGCCUGAACAGCCAGUCCUCGGCCGGCGGUGGCGGCGGAGGACGCGGCGGCGGCUGCGCUGAGCUGGAGCGGGCCGCCCGUCGGCAGUUCCAGCAGGACGAGACGGCCGGCUUCGUCUACGUGGUGUCGGCCUUCUCGGCGCUGGGCGGCUUCCUCUUCGGCUACGACACCGGCGUGGUGUCCGGGGCGCUGCUGCUGCUCAAGAAGGAGCUGCGCCUCGACGCCUUCUGGCAAGAGCUGCUGGUCUCCGGCACGGUGGGCGCCGCCGCCCUCUCGGCCCUGCUGGGCGGCUCGCUGAACGGCUGGGCCGGCCGCCGCGCCUGCAUCCUGCUGGCCAGCUUGCUCUUCGCCGCCGGCGCCGUCCUGCUGGCCGCCGCGCCGGAUAAAGAGACGCUGCUCGGCGGGCGCCUGGUGGUCGGGCUGGGCAUAGGUAUUGCUUCUAUGACAGUUCCUGUCUACAUUGCAGAAGUGGCCCCACCUCAUCUGAGAGGCAGAUUAGUGACUAUAAAUACACUUUUCAUCACAGGCGGGCAGUUCUUUGCCAGUGUUAUAGAUGGAGCCUUCAGCUACCUUCCCAGGGGUGGAUGGAGGUAUAUGCUGGGUCUUUCCGCGAUUCCAGCUGUCGUACAAUUCGUUGGUUUCCUUUUUCUUCCGGAAAGCCCCCGCUGGCUGAUUCAGAAAGGACAGAUUCAAAAAGCACGAAGAAUUCUUUCGCGGAUGCGGGGAAAUCAGACAAUAGACGACGAAUUCGAGAGCAUCAAGAACAGCAUUGAGGAGGAAGACAAGGAAGUGGGCACAGCUGGACCGGUGAUCUACCGAAUGCUGAGCUAUGCACCCACUCGAAGACAAUUGAUCGUGGGUUGUAGUUUACAAAUGUUCCAACAGCUGGCAGGUAUUAAUACAGUCAUGUACUACAGUGCAACCAUUAUUCAGAUGUCCGGAGUCCGAGACGACCGGCUCGCCAUCUGGCUUGCUGCCGUGACAGCCUUCACUAACUUCAUUUUCACCUCUGUGGGAGUCUGGCUGGUAGAAAAAGUGGGCCGGCGCAAACUUACCCUGGGAAGUUUAGCAGGUACCACUGUGGCCCUGCUUGUGUUAGCUUUGGGUUUUCUGCUGUCAGCUCAAGCUUCACCACAAGUUACUCUUGGCCCUGAGAGCCCACUGGGCCAAAACUCCACUUGCACAAAAUACAGCAAUUGUAACGGGUGCAUGCUGGAUCCAACGUGUGGGUUUUGCUACAAACUGAACAAGUCAAGCGUUGCCGCGUCUUCUUGUGCUCCGGUUAGUAAGAAAUCAACAAUGGAAGCCGCGUGGGGCAGAUGCUCCAAUGAAACCAAACUCAAAACUGAAGGCAUAUUUUGGGCUUAUAACUUCUGUCCAACGCCGUAUUCAUGGACUGCACUGCUGGGACUCAUAUUGUACCUGGUUUUCUUUGCACCAGGAAUGGGACCGAUGCCGUGGACAAUCAAUUCCGAAAUUUACCCCCUUUGGGCGAGAAGUACAGGAAACGCCUGUUCUUCUGGCGUCAACUGGAUUUUCAACGUUCUGGUGUCACUCACCUUCUUGCACACAGCUGAAUAUCUGACCUAUUAUGGAGCGUUCUUUCUUUAUGCCGGAUUUGCGUUCGUGGGCCUCCUUUUUCUCUACGGCUGUCUUCCAGAGACCAAAGGCAAAAAACUAGAGGAAAUCGAAUGCUUGUUUGAGAGCUCGCUAUGUACAUGUGGCAUUCCUGAAUCGGAGGACGGGAGAUAUAUUGAGUAUAUCCGGGUGAAGGGAAGCAAUUACCAUCUCUCUGACAAUGACGCCUCUGACGUGGAAUGAAUUUCGGCCGCCGAUCGGUUCGAUCGUUCGAAAGCCUCGGUUGAGGGAUCCUGAAGGAGCUGCUCUAAGUGACCAUCGCUGGUCUGUCUCUGGUCCGCUUCUCCUUCCUACUUAUCUGUGUGGGGAAAAAAACAAAACAAAACAACGGUUCCCUGUUUUAAACCAUGUCAUUUGGGGGGAGGGAAAUAGAAAUAAAAAUCCCACAUCCUCUUUUAUCAGUUAGUCAAAAAGCGAUCGCUGAGAAGAAUUGGCCAGAAGGAAAGACCUUGCGGAGCGGAAGUUACUCUCUGAGGUGAUGGAAGCAUUUCUCUUCUGGACGCUGCUGAGGUCCUUGAAACUUCGAGCGAUGAGACGCCGUCUUAGUUGACCAGCUUGGGGGAAUAUAUAUAUAUAUAUGUCUUUGAUUAUUCGGGUUUUCUCCCACGUAAAAUUGGAAGUGUCUUGGCGACAUUUUGACCAGCUUGGGGGAAUAUCUAUCUAUCUAUCUAUAAUCUAUCUAUCUUUGAUUAUUCGGGUUUUCUCCCACGUAAAAUUUGAAGUGUCUUGGCGACGUUUCGACGAAGUGUCAUUCGUCAUCUUCAGGCUGGUGCUUUAGGCUUCGUGCUUCUAGGAGCAUAUAUAUAUGCUCGAAAAGAAUAAUAAGUCAGAAACCAGAUGAUUCAUAAAAGCAGUUAGGUGGACCCCCAGAUUUGGUACAAAGGUCACCUCCAUCUCUUUCCCUCCUUCUGCGGAAAAUUGUGACCUAUUUUAAUGCUAAUACUCCUCCUAAAAAAACAUAACUGGGAUUGUGUGAGGAGAGAAAGCCACUUCCUCCGUGGCUCACUUCCUGUGGAUGCGCCUACUUUAUAAAUCAUUCUUUCCACCUCUGUUUGCUUUUCCACAAGGAGAUCCUAGGAUUGCAACCUUUUAAACAAUUUGUGGUCUGUGGCAUAUCAAGGCUCUGGGGUUUCUACCAGGCCCGUGGAGAAGCUUUUGCUUCAUCUUGGGUGUCUUCCUGGUCUGGGUGGUCAGAAAUUUGUAUUUAUUUUUUUUCCAACCUUGUAAAUCUCAAAAUGCGAGAACCUCACCAGAGCUUAAUUCUAAGCAAAGAGUUUGGCUUUGAAUUAGCACAGGAUUCAGUUGAGCGGGAAAGCCUAGCAAGAGAAUAGAGGAAGAUGAACUGGAAUGUGAUGGCUUCCGUUGUUCUUAAGAAGAAAGAUAAUAUUCUUUCUUCUUCCAGAUAAUAUUGUCAUCGGAUCCUUGCAGUUCAACUUGGCCAUCAAGUCUUUUGAGUUUUCAGAUUUUAUUUGGGGUGACCUAUUUUUGACAGAACGAAAGGCAUUUGCUAAACCUAUGGAAGCCUUGUAGGACCCUACUGUCUUUCGCUUAAGGCAGUGGUUCUCAACCUUUCUAAUGCCGCGACCCCGUAAUACAGUUCCCCAUGUUGUGGUGACCCCCAACCACUUAUACAUCACCGGGUGCCAGGGGUGUGGCCAAAGAAAAGGGGGGAAAAUGGCAGACAGCCUUGUUUGGCGACCCCCAUGAAAUGGUCGUUCGACCCCAAAUGGGGUCCCGACCCACAGGUUGAGAACCACUGGCUUAAGGGCAGACGUUCUUCCAGGAUUCAGAAAAUGUGGGACUCAUAACAACAGUAACAUCAUAAAAGGGGCUGAUUUUUUUUUUUCAGGGAAGAGACCUGUUAAAUCACUGACUUAUGUCAAACCUAGAAGAAGAAGCCUUACUACUUUUUGAAACUAAUCCAUCACCAGUCUCCCUCCUAAAAAAACAAAUCAGAACAAUUCAUUCGCAAAAUUUAUCAGGUUUUGGGCAGUUGCACAAGGAGGGUUAAGGAUAGCUGUGAGUCAGUGUUAAGGAUUUCAUUUCACGACUUGUGAUGAACAGUCUCUCACAAUAAAAGCAGUGAUUCUCUAGAGGUGGCCGAGAGCAAAGCGAAGGUGUUUCCGUCCAUCGUAGACCGAGUGAAAAAAAAUAAAUUAUUUCACUAUUUUUUUUUAAAAAAAGGAAAUAACGCUCCCCUAGAUAUAUGGAUUACAGAAAAAAUGAGAAGAUGGAGUAACUAUCAUAUUAUAACCGUCAGUUUUAAGCUCUCCCAAGUGGGGAAGAAAUCAUAAAACUUUCUUCACUAAAAGUGUUUUAAGAAGUAAUUUGGGGGACAUUAAUUAGGAGAGGACUAAUUAAAGAUUAAAAUAGUAUCUUAAAUUUUCUUCCAUUUUGUGGAUUAAAGUUCCGUCCAGUUACAUCCAAGGAUAAAAGAAAGACGUAUCCAUGUAAGAUGUAAAGCGUGUCACCUGUAUCAUAUAAUUAAGAAUUCAAUAAUAAUCAUACACUAGUUAAAUGAUAUUCUCUAUUAACUAUGGGUAAUCAAAUAAGUCAUAAUAAGAGGUUUAAAAAUAAUCAUAAAUGUGCCAUUAGCACGUCAAAAUUUAAAGUAGGAAUAGGGGCUUUUUUUUAAAGUAAAUAGCAAUCGUGAUUUAACGGUUGAUAUUGCAAUCCCACUUCUCAGUUCCUCCCCUUGAUCCCACAUAUCAGAAGGAAGCUACUUAGGGCAGUUUUAAAACCUGGCUUCUGAAGCAGGCAACAAGGUUUAAUCCUGGCUGGAGAGUUUGGUUUGGCAGCGGAGCAGAAAACCAUCUGUUGGUGUUCAGAUACGAAGGAGUGCAUCCUAAUUAAGUUUAGAUAAUCCCUAAACUUAAGAUAUUUGGGACAAUGUGACACACAAGCCGUUCACCGGCUUAUGAUGAUUAAACUAGAAUUCUCUUAAAUUCUGUCUUGCUGCUCUAUUCCAUGGCUGGUCUUAGAAACCGUCUCCUUGGUGAUCCUUCAACUCAUAGAAAAGGUACCCGUAUCUCUAUAUCUAAGUAGCUGUAAGUUAGCUAAAUGGAAUCUGUGAUAUUAACAUGGGGGAUAAGUCAUUUAGUUUGUCUUCAUACAUGAGAUUACAAUAUUCCUAGAUUGGGGGGCCCUAAGAGCUGUUCAAUCUUAACUAGAUUCUAGGUCAGGGGUAGGCAACCUUGGCUCUUUUAUGACUCGUGGACUUCAACUCCCAGAAUUCCUGAGCCAGCCGUGCUGAGGGGA
This is a messenger RNA of Crotalus tigris (Tiger rattlesnake), 5630 nucleotides long. RefSeq names its product solute carrier family 2 member 13 (gene SLC2A13). Gene Ontology annotation, molecular function: myo-inositol:proton symporter activity. The transcript has 10 exons. Gene Ontology annotation, cellular component: membrane. The record is from RefSeq and is a predicted model, not a curated record. Lineage: Eukaryota; Metazoa; Chordata; Lepidosauria; Squamata; Viperidae. Bases 564 to 2555 code for a protein of 663 amino acids. Gene Ontology annotation, biological process: transmembrane transport.